This is a messenger RNA of Lichtheimia ornata, 2484 nucleotides long. RefSeq lists its product as uncharacterized. The record is from RefSeq and is a predicted model, not a curated record. The transcript has 11 exons. Gene Ontology annotation, biological process: intracellular protein transport; vesicle-mediated transport. Lineage: Eukaryota; Fungi; Mucoromycota; Mucoromycetes; Mucorales; Lichtheimiaceae. Gene Ontology annotation, cellular component: membrane coat; AP-3 adaptor complex. The coding region runs from base 1 to 2484 and encodes 827 amino acids.
AUGGAGGUCUCGGACUACAUUAACAAGGCCAUGGUCUUUGCCGAAAAUGCCGCCAAGCUGUCGCAGAAAAUGUCGCAAGGCUUGGUCGACAAUGCUCGUGAAUUCGGCUUUCCCACAGGUGGUGAAUCGGGCGCCCAGUACUUUGACACCUCUGAAGAAAAGAUGCGCAACAUUAAACGCCAAUUGGAUGCCAAGAAUGACAGAGAAAAGUUGGACGGUCUCAAACGUCUCAUUGCGAUGAUUUCCAAGGGACGAGACGUUUCAGAAUACUUUCCAGACGUGGUCAAGAAUGUCGUGUCGCAAAACAUUGAAGUUCGCAAGCUCGUCUACAUUUAUUUAUUGCGCUAUGCCGAGCAAGAACCUGAUCUCGCCUUGUUGUCGAUUAAUUCCUUCCAAAAGGAUCUCAGCGACAAGAAUCAGAUCAUUCGCGCCAUGGCUCUUCGUGUUAUGAGUGGUAUCCGCGUCCCCGUCAUCAGCCCAAUCGUAUUGCUCGGCAUCAAGAAAUGUGUCACUGAUUCAAGUGCGUAUGUUCGCAAGACCGCUGCCCAUGCAAUCCCCAAAUGUUACAGCUUGGAUGAUAGCCAAAAAGAAGCACUCGUGGAAAUCAUUGCAACCUUGCUCAAGGAUCGUUCGACCAUCACCAUCGGCAGCACCAUCAUGGCAUUCAACGAAGUAUGUCCCAAUCGAUUCGACUUGAUCCAUCCAUGCUUCCGAAAGUUGUGCGGAUUACUCGCUGAUUGUGAUGAAUGGGGACAAAUGUCGAUUUUGGGCGUGUUGCUACGCUACGGUCGUACUCAAUUCUUGAAUCCAAAUCCACAUGGCGAGGAUAAGAGCAAAGAACCACCAAAGUCGAUUGCCAAGCCCGUUGUCGACGACAAGAACUUUUAUAGCGAUUCCGGCAGCGAUGAGGAUGAAAAGAGUGUGGAUGAUAUUGUGGAAUUGGACCUUGAUCAUGAGCUUUUACUCAAAAGUUGUAUACCCUUGUUACAAAGCCGGAACAGUGGUGUGGUUCUGGCAGUUGCACGGCUCUUUUAUCACUUGGCGCCAGCAGCUGAAGCUCAAAAGAUUGGCAAGCCUCUCGUACGACUUUUACGAAAUCAUCGAGAAUUGCAAUACGUUGUGCUUAAGAACAUUUCAGUCAUGGCAGCUACUCGGCCGUAUUUGUUUGAGCCCUAUUGCCAGCAAUUCUUUGUGCGUUCAUCUGAGCCAGUCUUUAUUCGUGAUAUCAAGCUCGAGAUUUUGACCAGCAUUACUACUGAAUCCAACAUUUACACUAUACUCAAUGAAUUCAAGCAAUAUGUCAAGAGCCCCAACAAGGACUUUGCAGCAGCAACCAUUCAAGCCAUUGGACGUUGUGCUACCAAUGUAUCAGCAGCUUCGGAUCGAUGCUUACGUCUGUUGAUGAAAUUAACACGUAGCAAGAAUGAGCUCGUGGUUGCAGAAUCAGUUAUUGUGGUCACCAGGCUUUUGCAAACUUGCAGUGAGGAACGUCGACGAUCUGUGAUUAUGCUUGCCAAGCUUUUGGAUACGAUCAAGGUCCCCAAGGCGCGUGCCAACAUUAUGUGGUUGAUCGGACAACAUGCAGAAACCAUGCCCAAAGUGGGACCUGAUGUCCUUCGUCAAGCUGCAAAAACCUUUGUUGAUGAGGCGAAUGGCACCAAGUUGCAGAUCCUUACAUUGUCUGCCAAACUAGCAUGUCUUAAUCCCGACCACCCCACCAUCAAUGCGCUCAAUCAAUACGUUCUCAAUCUCGCCCGAUAUGACACCAAUUACGAUUUGAGAGAUCGUGCACGGUUUUUACGAGUACUUAGCACACCACAGCCCGAAGAGAAUGAUACACCUGGUGUACAAGCACUCAAGGCUCAUGUCAAGGAUAUUUUGUUUGCUGACAAACAAGCACCUUCUAUGGAAAAUGGAGAAGGUACCACAGAGUAUACAGUGGGUACUUUGUCAUUAUUGGCCCAUCAACCUUUGCCUGGAUACGAAGCAUUACCUGAUUACCCCGAGGAACAACCAGAUCCUUCUGUGCGUGAUGUGGAGGAAUUGGAAGGAUGGGCAGGGAGUCGUACUGUGGCCGUGGAACAAGGCUUUGGCAGUGACAGCUUUGAGAGCAGGUAUCGCAACACGGCUAUGGCAUCCACCGCCUUUUCGGGUAUUGAAGCAACAGGAUAUCAUGGUGGUCAAUAUCCCUCUUCUGCUGCUGCUGCUGCUGCCAAGACCAAGAGUGGUGACUAUGAUUUGGAUGCAUUUUACAAUGAUGAUUCCUCGGACGAAUAUGAAAUCGAUGACACUUCCUCUGAAGAAGAAGAUAGCGAUGAAGAUGAAGAGACCGAUUCGGAAGAUGAAGAAGAAGAAGGGUCAACAGACGAGUCAACAGAUGAGGAGGAUGACGAUGCAUCAAGUGAAGAAGAUACAUCCAGUGAAGAGGACGAGGACGAGGAUCAUCAUGCUUCUAGCAAGAGAAUACCACUACACAAAAAGUGA